This is a messenger RNA of Lampris incognitus (smalleye Pacific opah), 1784 nucleotides long. It is a transcript of the gene slc17a5, whose product is annotated as solute carrier family 17 member 5. Bases 196 to 1728 code for a protein of 510 amino acids. Gene Ontology annotation, biological process: transmembrane transport; monoatomic anion transport. Lineage: Eukaryota; Metazoa; Chordata; Actinopteri; Lampriformes; Lampridae. The transcript has 11 exons. The record is from RefSeq and is a predicted model, not a curated record. Gene Ontology annotation, molecular function: transmembrane transporter activity.
UUCCACUUCCGGUCCCGUGGGUUUCGUCACGUCGUGUUUGGUUUUCGGUGUGCUCAUCAAAACAGUGAAGUUGUUGUCAUCCGGCUCCGCUGUCUGUCAUCCUGCUCCGCUGUCUGUCAUCCGGCUCCGCUGUCUGUCACCCUGCGAUGCGCGACAAGACGAACCGGGAAACCGCCUCCGUUAAGUAAUUGUGCGAUGGAGCAGCCGGGGACAGACACCGAGGCGGACGAGCAAGAGAGACCUCUGCUGCGCCGCGGACGGGACGACAAGCUAGACAGGGCCCCGGCUUGCUGCUCGGCACGGUACAGCCUGGCUUUCUUCUCCUGCUAUGGUUUCUUUGUGGUGUAUGCCUUGCGGGUCAACCUCAGCGUGGCCAUGGUGGAGAUGCUUAACGCGACCCAUCAAACCAGCAAGAACCACAGCGGCUCGGUGUGCCCCGCCCACACCAGCCCCCCCCAGUUGCACCACAACAACACGGCCAACGUGUAUGAUUGGGACUCAGAGACACAGGGCUGGAUUCUGGGCUCCUUCUUCUACGGCUACAUUUUGACCCAAGUCCCCGGGGGCUAUCUAGCUAGCCGGUGCGGAGCCAAGUGGCUGAUGGGCUUCGGUAUUUUGGGCACUGUCAUCUUCACGCUGCUCACUCCUGUGGCCGCAGACCUCGGGGCAGGCUACCUCAUUGCCGUCAGGGUGCUGGAAGGUAUUGGAGAGGGAGUUACGUUCCCUGCGAUGUAUGCCAUGUGGGCAGCAUGGGCCCCACCCAUGGAGAGGAGCCGACUGCUAACCAUUUCUUACACUGGAGCCCAGUUGGGAACAGUGAUCGCUCUCCCGCUGUCUGGUGUAAUAUGCUUCUACCUGAACUGGACCUUCGUCUUCUAUGUAUUCGGUGCCGUGGGGCUGGUCUGGUUCGCUUUGUGGGUGUCUUUUGUAUCUGACAGUCCCAGCAGCCAUCCACGGAUUACGGAGCGAGAGAGGCAUUACAUCACCGCCUCCCUCAAGAAUGAGCUCUCUACCUCGGUGGGAUACAUCCCUUGGGGCUCCAUAGUGACGUCCAGGCCGCUGUGGGCAAUCAUAGUGGCCCACUUCUCCUACAACUGGACCUUCUACACCCUCCUCACCCUCCUUCCCACUUACAUGAACGACAUACUGGGCUUCAGCAUACAACAGAAUGGCAUGCUGUCGGCUUUCCCCUACGUCGGCUGUGCCGUGCUGGCAGUGCUGGGCGGCCAGCUGGCUGACUACCUGAGAGAGAGCUGUCUUUACCCCACCGUGGUGGUCCGGAAGGCCUUCUCCAUCGUAGGUAUGAUCGGGCCAGCGGUGUUCCUGGUGGCAGCAGGCUACAUAGGCUGUAACUACACCCUGGCUGUGACCUUCCUCACCAUCUCUUCCUCCCUGGGUGGACUGUCUGCCUCUGGUUUCAACAUCAACCACCUAGACAUCGCACCCUCAUAUGCUGGCAUUCUGCUAGGAAUCACCAACUCCUUUGCUACCAUUCCUGGUAUGGUGGGUCCGGUCAUAGCUAGAGCCUUGACCACAAAUAACACCAUAGAGGAGUGGCAGACUGUCUUCUAUAUCGCCGCUGCAAUCAACCUGUUUGGAGCGACGUUCUACACAGUGUUCGGCCAAGGCACGCUGCAGCCCUGGGCCGUCCCCAGGCCCUACAGUCAUGGAGACAGAGCCAAAGAGCCAUGCAUUAUGGGAAAGUGUACCAACCCCUCCCUGCUUUAGUCACACACACUCAUGUCAAUCACACCUCUACUAGACUAGUACACAUCCAGGUCAAC